CCGCAGAUUUUUGUACCCGCCCGUGUGUGUGCGUGUGUAAGCAAACCCAACCCACCGCUACCCUCUUCUCGCCGCAAGCGAGGCGAGCCAAGCAAACGCGAGGCCGACGACGACGACGAGGAGGAGGAAGCGCAGCCACUAGUCGCGGCGGCGGCGGCGGCGGCGGCGGCGGGUGAUCGGAGGAGGGAUGGUGGGGCUUGUGGGAGGAGGAGGUUGGAGGGUCGGGGAUGAUGCGGCGGGUGGGGGUGGGGGAGGAGCGGUGGCGGCGGGGGCUGCGGCGGCGGCGGAGGCGGAGCACAUGCGGAGGCUCCACAGCCACGCCCCCGGCGAGCACCAGUGCAGCUCCGCGCUCGUCAAGCACAUCAAGGCUCCUGUUCACCUCGUGUGGUCGCUGGUGCGGAGCUUCGACCAGCCGCAGAGGUACAAGCCGUUCGUCAGCCGCUGCGUCGUGCGCGGCGGCGACCUCGAGAUCGGCAGCGUGCGCGAGGUCAACGUCAAGACCGGCCUCCCGGCGACCACCAGCACGGAGAGGCUCGAGCUGCUCGACGACGACGAGCACAUCCUCAGCGUCAAGUUCGUCGGCGGCGACCACCGCCUCAGGAACUACUCAUCCAUCGUAACUGUCCAUCCGGAGAGCAUCGAUGGAAGACCAGGGACGCUUGUGAUUGAAUCAUUUGUGGUGGACGUGCCUGAUGGAAAUACAAAGGACGAGACAUGCUACUUUGUCGAGGCCGUGAUCAAGUGCAACUUAACAUCUCUCGCCGAGGUAUCAGAGCGGCUAGCAGUUCAGUCACCCACCUCGCCACUUGAACAGUAGGGUCAUCACUGGCACGGGACAUGCGAACUGGCAUGAAUAAGAAGCUUCAAAUGGUUGCUAGAGAUUUAAAUCUUUUUGAGAUGGUAGUUCCUCCAUUGUCUUCGAUAUAUAUGCCUCUUGUAAGGAUUAGUAUGUAGGGUUAAUUAUCUUUAGUUGCUGGCUAGUGAUGGGCUUAGGUCUUUUUAGGGACUGCACCUAGCUACCUUGUAGUUAUGUAUGCAUACUGCUAGUAGUAUGUGUAUAAAUAGGGAAGCAUGGAGUGGUUUUUGCCUCUUUGGUGCACAUGUGAAACAACCUCAAGAGUUCUUUUUCCUGCAUUUGAGCUGGCUUCCCAUUGUAGUAUAGUAUUGUUGUGUUCUUGGAUGACAUUCCGCUAACACUUGGGCUUGGUUGGGGGCCUUUUGAUUUGGGUGGAUCUUGGAUUGUGCUGUAAUAUAUACAUAUGAAAGGAGUUCUCCUUUGCACUAUGAAAUCCUUUCAUAGUCAAAGAAUAUGCUUAUUGAACCAGUAUAA
Messenger RNA from Oryza sativa Japonica Group (Japanese rice), 1330 nucleotides. NCBI's taxonomy places the organism in Eukaryota, Viridiplantae, Streptophyta, Magnoliopsida, Poales, Poaceae. The record is from RefSeq and is a predicted model, not a curated record.